GUCCGGGUCCGUGGGAAUGCUUGUGAGGUAGUUGGGCCUUCGUUCUCGACUUGUGAGAUGGGGCGAGUUUGACCCCUUGAUGACCUGGUGAAGCCUCCUGCUGGUGACCAAGAUCUGCCAAGGAUAAUGACGACAAUACCUGGGCAAUGCUGAAACAACAGCAACUUAGCAAGUUUUUCUCAAGAUCUUUGAAGUCCUACCAACCUCUUAAUCAAGCAACUUCUGAGGUGCGUUAAGAAUGGCCCAGACAGACCAGGACGAUGCACAGUGGCUGCACGAUGUCCUGCUGGAAGUCCAGCUGGAAAAGUUCUUCACCAGAAUCAAGGAUGAACUGCAGGUCACGCGCAUGUCGCACUUCGACUACGUGCGUCCGGAGGACCUGGAGAAGAUCGGGCUGGGCAAGCCGGCGGCGCGCCGGCUGUUGGAGGCGGUCCGCCGGCGCCGCCAGCAGCUGUGGCGCCGCAACCUCAUCAGCAAGCUGAUUCCGCUGCGGCCGCGGCCGUCGGCGGCGCCCGACGCCGGCCAGACGGCGCGCCCGGCCGUGCGCUCGCCGCCCACCGUGCGGCUCACAUGCCUGAUACAGGAGAAGGACCUGACCCUGCACGAGCGGCUGGGCGACGGCUCGUUCGGUGUGGUGCGCCGCGGCUCGUGGAGCGACCACGCCGGACGCUCGCUCUCGGUCGCCGUCAAGGUGCUCAAGCAGGAGUCGCUCAACCAGCCGGGCGUGUUCGAGGACUUUGUCAAGGAGGUGGAGGCCAUGCACCAGCUGAGCCAUCAUAAUCUCAUCACCCUGUACGGCAUCGUGUUGGGUCAGCCGAUGAUGAUGGUGACCGAGCUCGCCCCACUCGGGAAUCUGCAAGACUACCUCAGGAAGCAGAUCUGCAGGAUAUCGCUCCUUGUGCUGUCGGACUACGCCCGCCAGGUAGCCGCCGGCAUGGCGUACCUGGAGUCGCGCCGCUUCGUGCACCGGGACCUGGCGUGUCGCAACGUGCUGUUGGCCGCCGCUGACCGGCUGAAGAUCGGCGACUUCGGGCUGAUGCGGGCCAUCCCACUGCAGGAGGACUGCUACGUGAUGACGGAGCAGAAGAAGGUGCCGUUCCCCUGGUGCGCCCCGGAGAGUCUGAAGACGCGGCAGUUCAGUCACGCUUCCGACGUGUGGAUGUUCGGCGUAACGCUGUGGGAGAUGAUGACGUUCGGAGAAGAGCCAUGGGUCGGCCUGAACGGCGCGCAGAUACUGCAGAAGAUCGACUCGGAGGGUGUGAGACUACGGCAGCCGGAUGCCUGCUCGGACCAGCUCUAUCAGCUCAUGCUGCAGUGCUGGUCACACAGGCCGGCGGACCGUCCCAACUUCGCCGCCCUCUCCGACUUCCUGCUGGAGACGCGGCCGGUGGCCAUGCGGGCCACGCGCGACUUCUCGGAGGACGGCAAGCUGCAGGUGCAGGCCGGUGACCAGAUCAUCAUCAUCGACGGAAAGGCGGAAAACUUCUGGUGGAAGGCGCAGUCGGAGGCGAGCUGGGAGAUCGGCUUCCUGCCGCGACAGGCGGUGGAGCCGCUUCGACGCCGCAACCAGGAGGACAUCAGCCAGCCACUCCACAACUCAUUCAUACACACAGGCCACGGCUCGCCGAUGGGACAGACCUGGGGCAGCCCGGCCUUCAUCGACGAGGUGUACCUGAAGAACCCGCUGGAGCCGCCCGACCUGCGAGACGAGCGCGUGUCGCGCGCCAGACUGGUGCGCCCCUCCGAGUCCAGCCUGGCCAAGAGCAAGCGCCAGCACAAGCAGUACAACUACAGCCAGUUCAGCGACGACUGGUCGCCGGAGGAGUGGCAGCACGAGCGAGUCAGCCCGACGCCGUCCACAGGCGGCUCCGGCGACUCCGGCGGCGCGGCGCCGGCCUGGCGCAGCGAAACGGAGUUGUGCUACACCGACGGCAGCGGAUCGCCGGUGGCGACUGACGUCGACGCCGAGGAGCGCUCGCAGAGCGUCACCGACCUGCUGGACGAGCACAUUGAGCGGCUGGGGCUAGGCGAGGCGGCGCGCUGCGAGAGCAGGCCGCUAAGCGCCGGAUCGGCAGACUACGACCCGUUCGACACGUCCAACGUGGUGCUGCCGCCGCCGCGCGCCGAGGAGAUCGUGCCCGACGCGGGCGAUGGCGCCAGCGACGACGCGAGCUGGACGCUGCGUCCGCCGGACGGCGCCGACGACCAGCGCCUGGAGUCGGCGGUCCGCCAGUCGGAGCUGGUCAGCCGUAACCUGCAGCUGAUCGCGCGCGCGCAAUGGCGUCACCGACGUGCCACUGACGGCGCCUUCCCGCCCAACAGGCAGUUCGAAGACGACUUCUCGCCGCUGGCGGCGAGCUCCUCGCCCGCCUACCCGGCCGUGCUGGCCGACUUUGACCCGCUGCUGAGCCGACAGACCGCCCCGGCCGCCGCCCGUACCGCUCAGGUGCGGCCGUUCCAGCUGAGCAGGAGCCGCUCCCAGUCCAACCGACAGCUGGGAUCGCCGACGCGCUCGGUCAGCGCCGCCGCCGCCGCCGUCCGCUCGCCGCCCGCCGGCGGGCCGCACGGGAAGGUGGACGUGCCGCUGGCGGUGCGCGAGGUGCUGCAGCAGCUGCCCGGCAUCCCGGUCUCCGAGGUCCGCUCGGCGCUGCACACCUGCGCCGGUAACACCCAGGGUGCUAUCAAGUUUCUGAAGGUGGACCGGCUGUACCGGCUCGGCCUGGCCACCAAGCCGCAGUGCGAGGCCAUGCUCUGCUCGUUCAACUGGGACGUGGAGCUGGCCGCCAGCCGCAUGCUGGACACCAUGUGAGGCGGCGGCGGCCAGCGACGGCUGCUGGGCCGCCGUCGGCCGCAGGCGCGCCGGACACACUCGGCGCCGGUGCUCGCUGCGGACGCGCGCGCAGGGGGCAGCACCGUCACGCCUGCGCCGCUCGGGACCAGGGUGUGUUCCUGCCCGUGCGCCGCUAUCGCCGGCGACGGCCGCGGGCGCUGGCCUCCGCUCGUGGGCAUUGUGACAUAUGUAGUAGGCUUAUUUGGUCAGGAAGCAUGACAAUAGCGGACCAUGCGCGCCGUGUGUGAGUUUGGGUUUGUUGUCGCGGGAGAACGACGCCCCCUCGUGUAUGCACGAGUCGCGCACGUGUCAAAGCGUUAGAUGAAACUGCACGACGUAGCAAGGAAGGCGACUCGCGCCGCUUAGCUAGCGUCAAGCCAACGGUCUACUUAACCAGCGCGCUUUCGCUGGCAGCGUAGCGCGACCCCGGUGCGUCGCUCGAGAUGUCUUGCACGCCAGUCGCCUGCUUCUUGCACGCCUGGUGGUGGUUUCAUCGGAUGUUGCCCGCGCGCGGCACACAGCGCGCGCUUCUCCGAACCGGGAAGGGAUCUGAUCGUCACAAACAAUCUCUCGCCGAUAUUGACCCCGCGUCAUGUGAGAUUCCGUACCGGCGCGCCGUUCCGUGUUAGAUGUGUUCAGGCGCCGCUCCCUGCGCCGACACUCCUCCCAUUCCAGACGCACACUUGGCGGCAUUCGCAGGGCAUUGGUGUUGGGCUGGCCGCCACGCGCGCCGGUUUGGGGGCCUGCUCGCUGGAUGGACGAGAUGCGGUACCCAGCCAUGCACUGCCGAACAUCCGUGCCCCGCUGGUAAUGGUGUUCUCCGCGCCGUUGCGACGGUCCUGCUCGGCCCCUGCCGCUGUUGGUCCCGCUCGGCCCCUGCCGCUGUCGGUCGUGCUCGGCCCCUGCCGCUGUCGGUCCGGUCUGGGCUCCGACCCUGGUGCGGGCGUCUCGGGUGCCCGGGCAUGUCUCUGACCUCGAUAGGCGUCCGUUGGGGCGCACCAAGUCCGCUCCCUCCCACGCCUCGCUGUUCAGUCUUGUUACCCAUCGACGAGCGCCGGUUCACCCCUGCCGUACCCGCCACCCGGCGGGCCGGUCCUUCGCCCGGCCAGCACCGCACAAUAAGAGGAUAGUCUGGGUUCACCACCGUGGGCAUCGACUGACGAUGUGAUUCCCGUCUGUGUGUAGAUCUUUCCAGAUGCAAGGCUCUGUGCUUCCGUGGUGGCUGCUGGAACUCUCGCCUGGCGUUCAGGUGCAUUGUAGCAUCUCUCGCUCGGUGCGUCAGGUGCAUCGUAGCGUCUCUCGCUCGGCGCGCCGUUACCAGCGUGCUGUUGUGGCGAUUAUGGUGAUUUUGGACUCAUUUAUCAGAGAUUGUAGAGGAAGGGUCAAGCCCGUUUGACGAUAUCAUCCAGGAUGUUUGUUAAUGACGCGUGUCCUUUGUAAGCUCGCGCAGGUGCAGAUAACAGAUCUGAAUGCCUGUGGCUUCUGUUACGCAAUGCUGCUGUUGGAGACAAUAUAUGUUACAUGAUUAU
Messenger RNA from Pollicipes pollicipes, 4359 nucleotides. Its product is annotated as activated CDC42 kinase 1. The transcript is spliced from 19 exons. Bases 239 to 2809 code for a protein of 856 amino acids. Lineage: Eukaryota; Metazoa; Arthropoda; Thecostraca; Pollicipedomorpha; Pollicipedidae. Gene Ontology annotation, biological process: protein phosphorylation. The record is from RefSeq and is a predicted model, not a curated record. Gene Ontology annotation, molecular function: protein tyrosine kinase activity; ATP binding; protein binding.